CGCAGCAGAGAGUGAUGCGCGGAAGGGGCGCGCGCGGCACGGACCAGGGCACCGCGGAGGAGCGCACUUUCCCCGCACUGACGCGGCGCAUCUGAGCGCUCCGAGGGACUCGGGGAGGGAGAUCUGCUCGCCGACAUGGAAGCGCGCAAGUCCUGUUUCCUUGUGCUCUUCGCGGUUUGCGUUGCUCGCAGCCUGGCCGGUGUGAGCGACUGCGAUGAAGUUCGCAAAGUUUUCCAGGAGAGGCAGAUCGGGACAGUGAAAUCAGUGCCGGAGAGACCCAGGAAAGGUUCUGAUCUUCAGGUGUGCGGGUCCAGGAAUCUAACGUGCUGUAACAAAAAGAUGGAGGAGAGAUACCAGCUUGCAGCCCGGCGGGACAUUCAGAGUUUAGUCCAGAGAACUAGCUCCAGUCUGAAGUUUCUUAUUUCCCGGAAUGUAGCGACAUUUCAAGAGGUGUUUGAGAACCUCGUCAAGCAGGCGGAGAACUACACGAGCACCCUGUUCACCAGUGCCUACCGGAGCUUGGCACCCGAUGCCGGAGGCCCUGUGAGGCAGCUCUUUGGGGACAUCAGCCUGUUGGCGCUGGGUUCGGAGCUGGAGGUGGAGGAUGUGGUCCGGAGUUUCUUUGAGCAGCUGUUCCCGGUGGUCUAUAGACACGUCAUCGACCCAGAUGCGACGGCCUUCGGUGAGGACUUCGCCGAGUGCCUGCGGGUAGCCGGAAACCGGUUGGGACCCUUCGGCGGGCUUCCCAAGCAGCUGGCUCGACGGCUCGGCCGCUCGGUGCCACCAGCGCAGGUGUUCCUGCAGGCACUCCACCUGGGCAUCGAGGUCAUCAACACCACAGACCACCUGCAGUACACCAAGGAGUGCCGGCGAGCGCUGCUCAAGAUGCUCUACUGCCCCCACUGCCAGGGCCUGACCCGCAGCAAGCCCUGCACGGGAUACUGCCUCAACGUGAUGCGCGGUUGCCUGGCCAGCGUGGCCGAGGUGGAUGCCCACUGGCGGGAGUUUGUCCGCUCCCUGGAGGACGUCUCCGCCGGCAUGCAGGAGCACCUCGACCUGGAGCAGGCCCUCUUCGGCGUGCGUCCGCUUGUGGCCGAGGCGCUGGCGCACGCACAGAACAACGGACCCAAGCUCUCCGCACAGGUCAGCAAGCUGUGCGGCCGUCCCAGCAGGGUUCCGGCCCGGUCGGUGGGCUCCCCCCGGGACACCAGCCAGAACUCCAUUCCCCUCAAGGCUCCCGAGCGCAGCGCAGAGGAGACCUUCAGCAGCAGGCGGAGGGAGUUCAUCAACAGCCUGCGGCUCCACCGCACCUUCUAUGGCGGCCUGGCCGACCAGCUGUGCGUGGGCGAGGUGGCGUCCGAGGAUGGGCUGUCGUGCUGGAACGGCGCUGACGUCACCAAGAGCUACACGCUCCGGGUGGUGGGCAGUGGGAUCGAUGCCCAGUCUGGAAACCCAGAUGUCAAAGUGAAGGGGCUUGACCCCGUGAUAAACCAGAUCAUCGACAAGCUGAAGCACAUCAACCAGCUGCUGCAGGGGAAGCAGAUACCCAAGUAUGGCACUCUGGAUCAGAUUGAGACAGGCAGCGGGGACGGCGAGGGACACUUCAGCGGCGACUGCGACGAUGAGGACGGCUGUGCUGGCUCAGGAAGUGGUGAGGCCAAGAGAGCUGCUAAGGUGUCGACAUGGAUACCUGACAAAGUGCAGGAUCACAGGAGGCACACGCCACGAACGGACAGCUCCGGAGCGAGGGACGCAUCUGGCGCGGGAGCCGCCGCGGCCAGCGCCACCGUCAACCUGCUGACCUUGAGCUCAGUCUGUGUGCUCAUGUUGCUGUCCUGGUAAUGUCACUCCAUGCCCCACCCUCCGUGCUGCAAAGACUGUUUUUUUUCCCCCUUUUCUUUUCAUUUCUUUUCACCCCAAGAUUGAAUAAAGAAGAAGAGAGACUUCUUUGAAGGUGUAGUGCAAAGGUCAUGCUGGUCUUUGAGACAUUGUGAAAGCAGUCCUUCCAUCAAGGGAGCCACAGGGGAUGAGGUUAAGUAGAGAAGCAGUGGUGUGGGGCCACUGGCCAUCUCGGCGGACAUCUCAGGAGCGAUCCCCACGUGGUAACGGAAACGAACAGCAGUGCAACGCGUUCUAGCAACUCAACAAAACUUCACCCUCCAGAACACCUGGCCAUCUCCCCAGCUGCUGACUCUUUCUGAUUCCCUGUCAAAUAUAAACAAGCUCAUGUAGCUGCCAAGGCGGCCUGCUCUCUUGUACUCUAAAGCUGUAUUAUGUUACAUGUACAAGUUUUAAAUUAAUUUAAUCCUCUUGUUUUGCAUAAUGUAUUUAAUAAGCACAGAAUUGCUAAAAUGAUAAUACGGUUUCCUCUGUGACAGCAUAUUUUACAAGGUAGGUCAUUGCCAUCUUUUUAGUGUCAUAUU
Scleropages formosus (Asian bonytongue) is the source of this 2423-nucleotide messenger RNA. Its product is annotated as glypican-5-like. Bases 136 to 1842 code for a protein of 568 amino acids. The transcript has 8 exons. NCBI's taxonomy places the organism in Eukaryota, Metazoa, Chordata, Actinopteri, Osteoglossiformes, Osteoglossidae. The record is from RefSeq and is a predicted model, not a curated record. Gene Ontology annotation, cellular component: plasma membrane; extracellular region; cell surface. Gene Ontology annotation, biological process: cell migration; regulation of protein localization to membrane; positive regulation of canonical Wnt signaling pathway.